Molecule: messenger RNA, 1023 nt
Organism: Hansenula ciferrii
Lineage: Eukaryota; Fungi; Ascomycota; Saccharomycetes; Phaffomycetales; Wickerhamomycetaceae
Gene: DFR2
Product: Dihydroflavonol-4-reductase
Exons: 1
Coding region: 1-1023 (340 amino acids)
Molecular function (GO): oxidoreductase activity, acting on the CH-OH group of donors, NAD or NADP as acceptor
Source: RefSeq, a predicted model, not a curated record
AUGGCUCAAACAGUCUUUGUCACAGGUGCCACUGGGUUCAUUGCCACUUAUGUUAUCAAACUCCUUUUAGAACAAGAUUAUAUCGUUAUUGGAACAGUUAGAACGGAGGAAAAGGGUGAUAAGUUGUUAAAACUAUUCGAUAAUAAGAGCUUUAGUUAUGUUAUCGUUCCACAUUUAACUGACUCAAAGAAAGAUUUUGAUCAAAUUCUACAAUCUCAUCCAGAAAUUGAAAUUGUAUUACAUACAGCUUCACCUGUUUUCCCAAAGUAUUAUAAAGAUGCUGAACAAGAUCUUAUCUUACCAGCUAUAAAUGGUACCAAAAAUGUCCUAGAAUCAAUUGCCAAAUAUGGUUCUAAUGUUAAAAGACUUGUUUAUACUUCUUCAAAUGCUGCUGUACAUUCAGUUAAUCGUGAAGGACCAAAUUUUGUUGAAAAUGAGGAUUCAUGGAAUGAUGUUGAAUGGGUUCAAGGUGAGUCUAAAGAUAUAGAUGCUGGUACAGGUUAUAGAAUUUCUAAAACUUUUGCAGAGAGAGAAGUUUGGAAAUAUAGUUCUAAUAACCCAAAUGUUAAAGUUAGUGUUAUUAAUCCAGUUUUCGUAUUUGGUCCUCAAUUAUUUGAUGAAACUGUUCAUGAAUUAAAUUAUUCAAGUGAUUUGGUUGGUUCUUUAGUGACAAAUGGUAAUGGUGAUGAUUAUAAGAAAUUCCAAGGUAGUUUUAUUGAUGUUAGAGAUGUGGCAAAAGCUCACUUAUUUGCAUUUCAACAUGAUAAUACUAUAAACAAGAGAUUAAUUUUAAAAGAAAGAACAUUCACUGAACAAACAUUGUUAGAUAUAAUUAAUGCCAAAUUCCCUCAACUAGCAGGUAAAAUUCCAAAAGGUUCACCAGGUUCAGAUAAAGAACCAUUGAGUAAACGAGUUGUUUUAGAUAAUACUACAACAAGAGAAAUCUUGGGGUUUGAAUUCAUUUCUUUAGAGCAAAGUAUUUACGAUACAAUUGAUCAAAUCAUUAAAGUUAAAGGAAUUUAG